Homarus americanus (American lobster) is the source of this 470-nucleotide messenger RNA. RefSeq lists its product as uncharacterized. The record is from RefSeq and is a predicted model, not a curated record. Lineage: Eukaryota; Metazoa; Arthropoda; Malacostraca; Decapoda; Nephropidae. The transcript is spliced from 2 exons. The annotation marks the transcript as partial.
AUGGCAUUUGUCGAUUUUGAGAAAGCCUUCGAUAGUGUCCAUAGACCAACUAUGUGGAGAAUCUUACGGAACUAUGGAAUGCCAGGAAAAUACAUUCGUUUGAUAGAAGAAAUUCAUAAGGGCAGCAUAUGUCGUGUGAGCGUUGAUGGCCAACUUUUCCCAGAAUUCAAUGUCGAGAGUUGGGUGUUGCAGGACUUGGAUUAUGCAAACGAUGUAGUACUGAUGAGCAGAUCCAUUCAGAAUUUGCAAACUAUUGUUAGCAGACUGGAGGAAAAGGGAAAAGGAGCUGGAGUAACGAUUAAUGUUAGAAAAACAGAGGUUAUGAAAGCAGACCAAGAAUUUGAAGGGAACAUUGAGGUGCAGGACCAAAUUAUGGGAGAAGUUCCUGUUUUCAAGUAUUUGGGGACACUCGUCAAAAAUCAGGAUCACUUGCAGAUGAGUUUAGGACGGCAUAAGAAGAGGUCAUCAAG